Anthonomus grandis grandis is the source of this 1182-nucleotide messenger RNA. RefSeq names its product YY1-associated factor 2 (gene RYBP). The record is from RefSeq and is a predicted model, not a curated record. Gene Ontology annotation, biological process: positive regulation of DNA-templated transcription. Gene Ontology annotation, molecular function: DNA binding; transcription coregulator activity. The transcript is spliced from 2 exons. NCBI's taxonomy places the organism in Eukaryota, Metazoa, Arthropoda, Insecta, Coleoptera, Curculionidae. Gene Ontology annotation, cellular component: nucleus. The coding region runs from base 99 to 587 and encodes 162 amino acids.
CCGAACCUCGUACGUGACGUAAAAAACAUGGCUUCGCGAGCCCCCUGUUUCUGUUGCUCCGCGACAAUAUUUUAAGUUUUUCUGCGUUUUUUCGCAAAAUGGACAAUAAAAAAAGCCCCAUUAGACGCGCGAAACGCGGCCCCAAAGUGAUCGAGGACAAUUUCUGGGAUUGCAGUGUGUGUACGUUCAGAAACACCGCGGAAGCGUUCAAAUGUUUGAUGUGUGAUGUUCGAAAGGGCACCUCGACGAGGAAACCGCGGAUAAAUCCCCAAUUGGUGGCCCAGCAGGUGGCCAGUCAGUUUUUGCCCGCGACCAGCAGUGCCAGCACCAUUAAAAAGGAGAGAAAAGACAAAAAAGCCCUGAAAAAACGACGACAUCCGCCCCGGUUAAAGAAUGUAGACCGGAGCACUGCCCAGACGAGAGAGGUGACUGUAAAUAGUGUAACGGUAGUUAUAACUGAAUAUAAACCCAAAAUAAAGUCCUCAGAAACUGUGUCUAGUAGUAGUUCAUCUGACCACGGAUCCCAAUCAGAGUCCAGCAUGGAUGCAAGGUUGGAAAGUAUUCUGACUUUCAGACAGUCUGAAUAAAGCAUCAACCUAAUUUUUAUAGGCCGUCCCAUGCAUUUUCUUAGUAAGAGGCCCCUUAUGUAAACUUUGUAUGUCCUAGGCAAAAUUAUUGGUGCUUUUUUUUCUGUAAAAAAAUCAAGGUUCUAGUUAAGAUUAUUUCAUUACAAGCAAAUCUCAGUAAAAUUGGUGUUUUUUUACUAUGAAUUGAUUGUACUCGUCGUAUAUUACUGCCAUAAUAAGUUCUCUCCAUAGAACCACUGCCCCAUUCAAAUUCAAACAUAAGUUUAAGUGACAAUUAAUAAAUUGUGUAUUUGUGUGUGUAUUGUAUAAAGUUAUUUAUUUUGUAGUGAUACUGUUCUUAAGGUCUGUAGAUUUAAUUAGUUUUAAUGUUCUCUAUCUAGUACCUUAAUGUCUUUUAUAUAAAUGUAGAGCUCCUAAAUGUCUGGGUAUUAUAUAGUUUGAAAAUUCAAUUUUCAGUAUUUAUGAAACAUUUUCUCCACUUUUCCUUAAGGUGUUACCAUUGUAUUAUAAUUUUCCACUUGAUUUAUUAUUUUAUUGUAAGUAAUUUUGUUUUUUUUAUUGUUCAGUUCAUUGUUUAUUAAAGUUUUAAUGACCA